This is a messenger RNA of Drosophila gunungcola (fruit fly), 1655 nucleotides long. RefSeq lists its product as uncharacterized. The transcript is spliced from 4 exons. The coding region runs from base 215 to 1261 and encodes 348 amino acids. The record is from RefSeq and is a predicted model, not a curated record. NCBI's taxonomy places the organism in Eukaryota, Metazoa, Arthropoda, Insecta, Diptera, Drosophilidae. Gene Ontology annotation, molecular function: 8-oxo-dGDP phosphatase activity.
CAUCUUUUUUUUCAGUCUGUGUUUUAAUUAUCUGCUGAUUGGUUAGCGAUGUCUGAUUAAAAAAAUAAGAGUAUACAAAAAGUGCGCUCUACGGUGUGUGCAUUCUUGUUCAGUGGCAGCUGAGGAAUAAACGGAAAAUUUUCUUGGGAUAGCGUGGCGGAAAAAAAUAUCCCAUCGUUACUUGGCACUUGGCUUUCAAUCAAAGAUUGGUUUAAUGUCUUCAACCGAAGUAACGUCGAGGCUGCUGAUCCUAGCGCAAAAGGUUAACAACUUUUACUUGACAGGUUUUCAUAAAUGUGACAUACGUCCAUUUGUGGUUGAGGGUCAACAAGUUGGUCUUAUCAAAUCAGAUGUUCUAAAGCAUCUCGUGAAGUAUCCUGAAGUAUUUUGCAUUCGUGAUUGCGAGCAAACAAAACAGGGAUUGGUUGAGAUGAACCCAGCAUUCCGUGACUACAACGAACGCACUGAGCAAAUGGAAAAAGUAUUGCGUAACCUGCGUUCCGAGGGAUUAUUUCCCGCGCUACAGGGAUGGAGGGAUGAGUACUUUGAGGUGAAGUCCGAGCGCAGGGCACUGCUAAAAAUGGAAAGGGCAGCAACACCGCUUUUUGGUGUACGCAAGUACGGCGUUGAUAUCAACGGUUACGUGCGACAUCCUACCCAUGGUUUAUGCAUUUGGCUGCAGCAGCGAUCCAACACAAAAGAAACGUGGCCUGGAAAAUGGGAUAAUAUGGUCGGCGGUGGACUAUCUGUAGGCUUUGGCAUUAAGGAGACAGCCAUUAAAGAAGCUGCUGAGGAGGCAUCAAUUCCAUAUGAUAUUGUAAAAAAUUUGGUGUCUGCUGGAUGUGUCUCUUUUUACUUUGAAAGCCGGCAAGGGCUUUUCCCUAAUACAGAAUAUGUGUUUGACUUGGAGCUGCCGCUCGACUUUGUUCCCCAGAAUUCUGACGGAGAAGUGCAGGCUUUCGAACUGCUGCCAGCCAAGGAGUGCGUGGAGCGGGUUUUCACCCCAGAUUUCAAAACAACUUCAGCGCCGGUGGUAAUUGAUUUCCUUAUCCGACAUGGGCACAUAACUGCAGAUGAUGUGGUAGAUUUUACGCAAAUUGUUGAGCUCUUGCACGUGCCCUUACAGUCCCUUUAUACGUACAAGGCGCGGUUGGAGCUGGCCCAAAAGCACCAUCAUAACUUGCCUGACGAUGCCAAAAACUGCCACUGUGGAAGUCUACAAAAAAAAUCGGUGGAAAAUGGGCAUAAGAAAGCAGCUUAAUCAAACAGAUUUAUUUUUGUGGGAAUAUUAUUUGGAGUGGGGCUUAAAGCUAGUUUAGUUCUAAGUGUCAAACGAGACCCAAUAGACUGGUUUCAAAGUGUAUUUCCUAAAUCUAAGCCAGAAACAAAUAACAGAAGUAACCAUGUUAUAACCAAAUCAACCAAACAGCAACACAAACAAAUUCCGAUCAACAUUAUAAUUUAACAUCGCUAGGGGCGGAACACUUAAUGUUUAAAGCUUAAAUCCUGCGGAAAAAAUUAUUGAACUGAAGAAAAUUUUUUUUGUAGAUUUUAAUGUAUUACUUAUUUUCUGGUGUAUCCAUAUGUGCUUGACAUAAGCUGCAAAUUUUAUGUCGAAUAUCAAAUUAUGUGCUGUUUCGUAAAAACAAAUUGUA